AUGAUUCGGUCUAUCUUCUAUUCAAGAAUAGAAGAUAGAUUUUCAUAUUUUACUACUAUAUGCUGGGAACUUCUGACAAUUAUGCUACUAGAGUUUUAUUUAAUUUCAGUUACAAUGUAUAAUUUUGAAUGAUCAGCAGGUAACCAAAGAAUAUUUAGUAAUAUUUUAGAGGGAUCCUCAGAGACUACGUGUAGUACCCGGGGUUUAAUCCGGGAAAAUAUAGUCCAAAUAAGAAAAAAUUCAUUAGUUUUUAAUUCUUGAUUUAACUUUUCUCUUAUGGCUCGCUCCGCACCGCAGAGAUACGGUAUUAUAAGUCGAUCUUAUUCUAAUUCUAGUGAUAAGCAGCCUGGGUGCUUCGCCCACCAAUAUUUAAAGGCUGUAAAAGUUUAUGAUAACUUUAAGGAAUCUAGAAUAAAUAUUUUAAAAGAACAAAGAGAUAAAUCAGGUGUUUACUGUUUAAUAAACAAGGUAAAUGGGCAUGCUUACGUAGGAAGCUCUAUGAAUUUAGCUUCUAGAAUGAGAAAUUAUCUUAAUAAGGCUUUUUUAAAAAGUAAACAAAAUUCUAAUAUGCCUAUUACCAAAGCUUUACUUAAAUACGAUUAUUCUAAUUUUUCUCUUUUAAUUUUAGAAUAUGUUGAACUUGUAAAUUUAACUGCAAGAGAAACUUUUUAUAUCACAGAUUUAAUACCUUAUUACAAUGUUUUAAAAGAAGGUUAUUCUUCUUUAGGUUAUAAACAUACAGAAGAAGCCAAGAAGUUAUUAUCGGAAUUAGCUAAGAAUAGAACACAUUCAGAUAAAACUAAAGGUUUAAUCGCAAGGGCUGUAACAGGUGAAAAUAAUCCUUUUUAUAAUAAAAGUCAUUCUCUUGAAAGUAAGAUAAGAAUGAUUGAAGCUAAUUCAGCCUACUCUGUUUAUGUUUAUAAUUCAUUUAAAGAGUUAUUAGUUAUUUUUCCUUCUGUAUUAACCUUAGCUAAAUUAAUUAAAUCAAAUCAUCCUACCUUAGUUAAUAUUAUAAAAGAGCAAACAAUAUUCAGAGGUGAAUGAUAUUUAACAAACAUACCUUAUAAUAUAAAUGAUACUCCUAUAAUAGCUGAUUGAUCCUCUAAAGAAUGUGGGCAAUUAGUCUUAAAUAUGGACAAGAAUAGUCAUAUUAGAAAAGCAGUGUUUGUAUAUGAUAUAAAUAGAAAUUUUCUUGCUAAGUACGAUGGAGUAAUGGAAGCUCAAAGAGCUUUAAAUAUAUCACAUUCUACUAUUAAGAAUUAUGCUAAGAUAGGUGGUGUUUAUAAAGGGUAUAUCUUUAGUUAUGAAAGAUUGGCUGCUUCGCCUUAUCCCUGAAGGGAUCAGGCGUAUUAA
Sclerotinia sclerotiorum 1980 UF-70 is the source of this 1353-nucleotide messenger RNA. NCBI's taxonomy places the organism in Eukaryota, Fungi, Ascomycota, Leotiomycetes, Helotiales, Sclerotiniaceae. The record is from the annotation of a RefSeq genome assembly.